Messenger RNA from Eimeria acervulina, 1134 nucleotides. RefSeq lists its product as hypothetical. Lineage: Eukaryota; Apicomplexa; Conoidasida; Eucoccidiorida; Eimeriidae. The record is from RefSeq and is a predicted model, not a curated record. Bases 1 to 1134 code for a protein of 377 amino acids. The transcript is spliced from 4 exons.
AUGGAGACAGCUGAGACAAGAGACAGCAGCAGAGAUUCUGCAUGCACCACCCUCUCCUCUCCUUGGCCUCUCGUCAGCAGCACAAGUGCUGCGCGCAUCUCUCUGCAGCAGCAGCAGCAGCAGCAGCAACAGCAGCACAUCAGUUGCAGCAGCUGCAUCAUUGUGAGCAGCACGCGCAUCCGAAGCAGCAGCAGCACCACCACCACCACCAGCAUCAAAAUCACCAGCAACAGCAGCAACAGCAACAGCAGCAGCAGCAGCAGCAGCAGCAGCAGCAGCAGCAACAGCGGCAGCAGCAGCAAAGCUGACCUGAGGCAAGGCUUGAGCUGCUCCUCCACGAGACGCAGCAGCGCUGCUGCACAGGCCCUAUCAACUGUUUGCGUGUCUCUCUCUCCCCGUCUGCUGCUGAGAGCAGCACUGACAAGGAGAGAGGCCUCGCUGCCGCGUGAAGAGAGGGGCUGCUGCGCCUCCAUGCUGCUGCAGCUCCUAGCAGCAGCAGCAGCAGCAGCAGUAGCAGCAGCAGCAGGUUCUGUGCUGCAGCCAUCAAGGCCUCCCGAAAGAGACCCCACAUUGGAAGAGGGCUCAGUAAGCAAGCAGCUGCUGACAGCAGCAGUGCUGCAGCAGCAAGUGUCUCCUCGAGGUGUGCUGCAGGUGCAGCCUGAGCGCUGCAGCACGGGGGCUUCUAUUGAGCGUGCAGCAGCAGCAGCAGCAGCAGCAGCACCUUCUGCAGCAGCAGCUGCUGCUGCUGCUGCUGAAUGCCGCUUUGUUGCUGACGGGGGAUGGCGCAUCGAGUUGUACGCCAGGCGCUGCAACGGAGACGCACGAAUAAGGUGCCUGCUCACAGCAGCAGCAGCAGCAGCAGCAGCAACAGCAGCAGCAGCAGCAACAGCAGCAGCAGCAGCAACAGCAGCAGCAGCAGUGGCGAUUGGCUACUGUGCCGUGUCCAGGACAACGGCGGCCGCAGUUGGAAGUCUUCGUCCCCCUCUGCAGCAGCAGCAGCAGCAGCAACAACAGCAACAGCGACAGCGACAGCAGCAGCAAGAGCAGCAGCAGCAGCAGCAACAAGAACAGCAGCAGCAGCAAACGGUAGAAGGCGCCUUCAAGAAGCAGCAGGCUGUAUACUCGCUUCUUUGA